AUGGUGUUGGAUCCAAGGCUGGUGCUGGUGGUGUUCAUCAGCACCUGCAUUUUGGCCAUCAAUGGUGACACAGAUCCAAAUGACGCUGAUCUCUUGAGUGACACUUGUUUACCGGUUGAUGCAAUUCUCGCUUCUUUACUAAAUUCUAUGAGAGGAUUCAGCUACAAAUAUUGCGGUUCAAUGUUGCUUCUGAUCUCCAUAAAGGAGUAUGUAUCAAUCUUAAUAAAGUACUUGGACCUCGUGUUACUCACAUCUUGGGCUGUUAAAAGCUCACCACUCCAUCGCUGCUCUUCAUCCUUUGUAGUAGGUUUCAGCAUUCACAUGUAUCAUGAGUUUGACUGCUUUAUUACCAAUAACGUUGCUUCUCUAAAGGCUAUGUUUCAAAGUAUGGGCUCAUCAUCCCAGCUAAAUUGGAAUGGGGAUGAUCCUUGUGGACAGUCUUGGCAAGGCAUCACUUGCUCUGGAAAUCGAGUCACAGAGAUCAAGUUACCUGGUCGUUCACUUUCCGGAUCUUUGGGUUACCAACUACCCUUCUCAUCGGUUACAAACCUAGACUUGAGUAACAAUAAUCUUGGUGGCACCAUACCAUACCAACUUCCUCCUAAUAUCCAGUACCUAAAUCUUGCUAAUAAUAAUUUCAAUGGGACCAUCCCUUAUUCUGUCUCUAACAAGACUUCGCUUGUAGUCCUGAAUCUUGGUCACAAUCAGCUCCAGCAAGCACUCAACGUUGAUUUUCAAAAGCUUUCUUCCCUAUCUACAUUGGAUCUCUCGUUCAAUUCUUUGACUGGUGACCUGCCUCAAACAUUGAGCUCACUUUCUAGCAUAAGCACCAUGUAUCUUCAAAACAACCAGUUUACAGGAACCAUUAAUGUCCUUGCUAAUCUGCCACUUGAAACUCUGAAUGUGGGAAACAAUCAUUUUACAGGCUGGAUACCAGAACAGUUGAAUAACAUAAACGUGCAAAAGGAUGGUAAUAAUUGGAGCUCGGGACCUGCACCCCCACCUCCCCCUGGAACACCUCCAGUAGUAACUAGAAAUCGAAAUCAUAAGUCUGGUGGACAUACCCCAUCAGAUGAUGGCUCAAGCGAUGAUGCAGGCAAAAAGUCUGGUAUUGGAGGUGGUGGCAUUGCUGGAAUAGUGAUCUCCAUCUUGGUUGUUGGGGCAAUAGUAGCAUUCUUUCUGGUGAAGAAAAGAUCAAAAAAGUUUAAUGACAUUGAAAAGCUUGACAAUCAACCCUUGGCUCCUCGUACGCAAAAUUUGCAUGAAAUGAAUUCCACGCAAACUUCAUCUGUAAUUGACUUGAAGACAUUUGAUACACCUGCGGCACCAAUAAGUCUUAAACCUCCACCUUUUGAUCGUCAUAAAUCAUUUGACGAGGAUGAGUUUUCAAAGAAGUCCACUGCAGUCAAUAAGCCCACUACAGUCAAAAAGACUGUCACUGCUCCUACAAAUGUAAAAUCUUAUUCCAUAGCUGACCUGCAGAUUGCUACUGGAAGCUUCAGUGUGGAUCAACUUCUUGGUGAGGGGUCUUUUGGACGUGUAUACCGUGCUCAAUUUGAUGAUGGAAAGGUUCUUGCUGUCAAAAAGAUAGAUUCAUCUGUCCUUCCCAAUGAUUUAUUUGAUGAUUUUGUUGAACUGGUUUCGAGCAUAUCCCAUAUGCAUCAUCCCAAUGUGACAGAGCUUGUAGGUUAUUGUUCAGAGCACGGACAACACCUACUAGUGUAUGAGUUUCAUAAAAAUGGAUCACUACAUGACUUCCUUCAUCUACCUGACGAGUAUAGUAAACCAUUGAUAUGGAAUUCACGUGUGAAGAUUGCUUUGGGGAUUGCACGCGCUCUAGAGUACCUACAUGAAGUUUGUUCACCAUCUGUUGUUCAUAAGAAUAUAAAGUCAGCCAACAUAUUGCUUGAUACAGAUCUCAAUCCUCAUCUUUCCGAUACUGGAUUGGCAAGCUAUAUUCCAAAUGCAAAUCAGGUAUUGAACAAUGAUUCUGCCUCUGGAUAUGAAGCUCCCGAAGUUGGCAUGUCUGGGCAAUAUACUCUUAAGAGUGAUAUAUUUAGUUUUGGAGUUAUCAUGUUGGAACUUCUUAGUGGACGGAAACCAUUUGAUAGCUCAAAGCCAAGGUCUGAGCAGGCUUUGGCUCGAUGGGCAACGCCUCAACUCCACGAUAUCGAUGCUCUGGCUAAAAUGGUUGAUCCUGCAUUGGAAGGACUAUACCCUGUGAAGUCUCUUUCUCGAUUUGCAGAUGUUAUUGCUCUUUGUGUUCAGCCGGAGCCGGAAUUCCGACCACCUAUGUCAGAAGUGGUUCAAGCGCUGGUUCGAUUAGUGCAGCGAACUAAUAUGAGUAAGAGGACGUUUGGAGCUGAUCAAGGAGGAUCCAACCGAGGGGGAGAUAAUCAAGAAUCACAAGACAUGUAA
Molecule: messenger RNA, 2418 nt
Organism: Sphenostylis stenocarpa
Lineage: Eukaryota; Viridiplantae; Streptophyta; Magnoliopsida; Fabales; Fabaceae
Source: the annotation of a GenBank genome assembly